Molecule: messenger RNA, 1116 nt
Organism: Cordyceps militaris CM01
Lineage: Eukaryota; Fungi; Ascomycota; Sordariomycetes; Hypocreales; Cordycipitaceae
Exons: 3
Coding region: 1-1116 (371 amino acids)
Source: RefSeq, a predicted model, not a curated record
AUGAUUAAACUCUACACUUGGCUCGCACUUCUCUAUUCAACCGUGGCUCUGCAACAAGGGGACGGCGUCUCGCAGGCAGCUGUACGCGAUGCCGGUUCUAAAGACCAUUCUUCAACGACGGAUGCGACGAAAACUAAAAAGGAAAAACUCAUCGAGAGCGUCUCCACAGGCUUUGGCCCGUUCCUGAACACCAAAGGAUCACGCAUUGAGAAGAGCUGGACCAGUAAAGUGUAUGGGUGGGCUGAGAAGGACAUGAUCUUUUCGAACACUGAAACACGGAAAUCCGCAACAAUGGUUCGAGCCGAUAUCAAAAACUGUAACGUCACGGUUUCCGAUCCGAUCGCUCUCGCCCCGGGUAUAUACUGCUCUCCGGGCUUUCCAGUGUGCAGCCUAUCCUACACAUUGACGGAAAGUGGUAUGUUCGGCAUCAAGAACACCGUCAAGAUCGGCGCGUCGGCCAAGACAACCUUGCAGGCGGGUAUUCCGCUCAUCGUCGACGGCAAGGUCGAAGUCGGGGUAACCCUAGACUUGACGCACGAGAGACAUACGCAGAACGAGAGCUCGACCGGACAAACCUACCGCUUCGAUUUGAAAGAAAAUGAGUCUUGCGUGCCUUCUAAGGUGCAACUCCUCUUGCGCUGCCAUUCAUGGCCGGGAAAGUACCACCUGCAGUUUGAUGUGCCCGUCACUGACACUUCGCGACACGGCAGCGCGCUAUACAAGUGCAGGAUGUACGACGCGGAGGAAGGGCUGCUGAAGAGCCCCACGGGGGAAGGCACCUGGGAGGUGCUCGUGGAGGAUCGUGAGACGGAGUACGGCAAGGUCUUCACUGGCAAGGCCGAGGAUGUCCUCUCCAAGAGCAUAAUUAAAAAGUGGCAUGACGAGUAUUCAAAGGCAGACAGCCCAUCUAUCCAUUGGCUCCCAAAACACAACAGGAUAAUUCUCUGCGAGCCAGAGCUGGUUGAUAAACCAGAUACUGUGGACAUACCGCUUCGAGGUCCAGACAAUCUGCCGCUAGGACACAUUGGGUGCGUAAUAGAGCAAUGGCAUUCAUCCCCUCCUUUGGCAGAGGGGAACAUCAAACGCAAUUGGAAUACCGCGGGUGAGAAUGCCUAG